This is a messenger RNA of Cladocopium goreaui, 1545 nucleotides long. Lineage: Eukaryota; Dinophyceae; Suessiales; Symbiodiniaceae. The record is from the annotation of a GenBank genome assembly.
AUGCUUCUCUCGCUAGACCAAACCUUUCAGGCAAUUCUGAGCUGCCAUGAGGAGGAUUUGCAGGAAGUUCUUUCCGAAUUGCCAAGUCCAGAAGAUGUGGACAUACUUCUGCAUUCGGACUUGGCGGAUAAGACAGAAGCUGUGCGCAGACAGCCCCACCUUAUGAUUGAUCCACUGCUAGGAGGCAACAUGCCUCCAGUGCAAGUUUUUGAGAUCAAGCCGACGGUGAGAAUGCCACGUCGUUGGCAGCCGUGGAAGUUCAUCUCCGUUGCCAUGGUGAUACCUUUGCUAUUGAUGCACGCAACCCAGGUGCAUCAGCCCACGCUUUCGAAACAAGUGGCUCCGCCAAUGCUCCGUAAGGUGUUGGAUGGAACUCAUGGUCAAACGGGUCUGGAAGUCUAUGAGCUAGCUUUCCUGUUGCGGUGGCAAGAGUCCCAGGCACCCAGCGCCAUGGAAUUGGGAGGAAAUGAAACUGAGAACAUGGCAGACAGGGAACCCGUGUGGUUCAACCGCUGGCAAAACUCUGGCUUCAGUCGGUCCCACGUCGAGACAAACUGGUCUCAUAGACUUGUGCCUCACAUGACGGGUGCAGCCCGAGCUGACCAGUGGCUUGCCGCGGCCGCGCAGAUGCACAGGCCAGAUGCUGAUGCCAAAAGCAAAGUGGUUUCAGUAGAAAUCCAGCAUCAAGUGGUUGCGGAGCCAGAACUGGUGAAGAGGCGCCAGAAGUUGAUCGAUUUGAUGAUGGCGACAUGUUUCCGCGAGACAGGGGAAGAGAUGGCAGCAUUGCAAGUUUUUGACUAUGUGAUCCGCCAGGCCGAUGAGAACCUCUUUCACCCAGAUGGUGACAAGCUCUUCGCUGCCAACCAGGGGUUAGCUGAACAGCUUCGAGAAAUGAUUCAAGUUGAAAGUCCCACAGUGGCCCAAAGGCUAGAAGAGGUGGACAUCGAUUACCUCCCAAUGAUUGUACAAAACUGGUUCAUCGAUAUGUUCCUGCACGUGCUGCCCACAGAAGCAGGGGCACGUCUUUGGGACCAUGUUUUGGAGUCUCAAGGAGUUCCAUUGAAAUUUGGAGUUCAGUUGCUCCUGUCCGGCAAGCAAGCAAUUCUGAGCUGCCAUGAGGAGGAUUUGCAGGAAGUUCUUUCCGAAUUGCCAAGUCGAAUUCAACGCCGCCUGGAGAUGGAAGAUUUGGCUGGUUCACCGCAAGUUGAAAUCAUAGGUCCAGAAGAUGUGGACAUACUUCUGCAUUCGGACUUGGCGGAUAAGACAGAAGCUGUGCGCAGACAGCCCCACCCUAUGAUUGAUCCAGUGCUAGGAGGCAACAUGCCUCCAGUGCAAGUUUUUGAGAUCAAGCCGACGGUGAGAAUGCCACGUCGUUGGCAGCCGUGGAAGUUCAUCUCCGUUGCCAUGGUGAUUCCUUGGCUAUUGAUGCACGCAACCCAGCAGCCCACGCUUUCGAAACAAGUGGCUCCGCCAAUGCUCCGUAAGGCCUCCCUCCCGCCAGUUUUGCAUUUCGUGCCCAUGCACGAGGCAAAUUGGCCAAAGUGA